AUAUCACAUUCGUUAAGACAUUUACAUUCUCACGUCAUCUUUCAUAGGUUAGAAACAGUUUUUCUUCAGUGAUUUAAGAAACAUCAGUAUAAAUUUUUUAUAGUGUUCAUCUUACAAUAUAAGAUUCAUCGAUUAAGACUAUUCAUAAUAAAUCAUUCAAGCGUUAUAGAAAAUGAAAGUUACGAUAAAAAGUUGGACUGGUGUUGCCACCUGGCGUUGGAUAGCGAAUGAUGACAAUUGUGGUAUAUGUAGAAUGCCUUUUGAUGCCAGUUGUCCUGAUUGUAAAAUUCCAGGAGAUGAUUGUCCUUUAGUUUGGGGCCAAUGCUCACAUUGCUUCCACAUACACUGCAUCAUGAAGUGGUUGCAUUCCCAACAAACCAGUCAUCUCUGUCCGAUGUGUCGUCAAGAAUGGAAGUUCAAGGAGUAGCUGGUUUGCCGAUAGUCCCGCAGGUGUCAGCACGCAACGAAUAAUCAGCAUACAAGAAAGGAUCGCUAUGUCUUCCCUGCAAGGUCUACCACCGUUACCAAGGAGUCUUAGUGGGUUUAAUUUGAGUGGUGGACGAAGCGAGGGUUGCGAACCACCUCCGCCACCCACUAGAUCUUCCAGUAAAACGCAAAGAGGCGGUAAAACCCCGAUCCAAUCAUCGUCCAGGCCAUCACCUCCUGCUAGACAGCUUACCACAUUGGAUACACAACUGGCUAUACUGAGGAGAGAAAUGUUUGGUCUUCGACAAUUGGAUCUUUCUUUGCUCGCUCAACUUUGGUCGUUAAACGAAUCUAUUCAAGAAUUUCGACAACUUUUACAAGAACAAGAAGACAGAGCACCAUCCCCUUCCCCUAGCAGUGAAGAAGGGGAUGACACCUCUUAUGGAACUCAUCCUCCACCACCUCCGAGAAGACCAGCUCCUGGUGUACAUUUACACAGACCGCCUAGACCACCCAGACCGCCUAGGCCACCUCCUAAUGACGAAUCGCCAUCUAGCGAGGAAUACGGAGCUGUUUGACGCGUGCAGCUACAAAUUAUUCGCAUUUUAAUCCGUCUUUCUCGACUAUUUGAUUGUAAACUUUUACGCGUUAUAGUAGAUAAAAAAUCUUGUUUAAGGAAUUAGUAGAAACUGAAUUGGCGAUUUGAUAGCAACCGAUAUGGUCGCUUCUAUCUGUACAAGUCCUAACGAAGUUAUUAGAAUACAAUCUAAUGCAUCGUUAUAAAAAACUUAUUGAUGCUCGAAGGUACCUGUAAUAUUACGGAGACAUCGGAAAAAUUAACUAUUCAAGAACUGUUCUAAUUACAAUCCAUCAUUUCAUAUGUCUCUGCAAAAUCAUGCAUCGCAUAAAUUUAUGGAAGAUUAAUUAUUAGGAAACAUAUAUCAUUCGUUGACCCACGAAUUUAUCAAUGUCAAUCCAGAAGAACAACGAUCCUCUUUCUCUUAUUAUAUAUACGUAGAUAUAUUUCUUAUUAGGUAAGGAAGAAGUUUAUUGUCCUUGAUGAGAACUAUUUUCGUUCAAUAUGCUCUUUUUCUCUAUUUGUGAUAGCAGUCGAAGGGGCCUUUAAUUAACUACGAUAGACAUUCGUUUGCGCUAAUCGAGAAUUAUCCACAAUCAUUGAUUGGAAGACAUUACAAAAGAUCCGAGCCUACGGGAUAAUAAAACGGCUAGUGAGAUCCAAAGAACCGCAUUCGAAAGUUCUUGUUUCUUCCAUGUUUCUUCACUAUUACGUCCAUUACAGAAUUUUUUUUCUUGUUAAAGUAAAACGCACUGAUAUGCCAGACGAUAAGAAUUUUCGAAUUACGAUACGACGUAUAAAGAUUUAUGUAGAUUAAUUCGAGUGUGUAAAAUAAAGUAAAGAACAAAUGAUAUGGAAAA
Molecule: messenger RNA, 1863 nt
Organism: Apis dorsata (giant honeybee)
Lineage: Eukaryota; Metazoa; Arthropoda; Insecta; Hymenoptera; Apidae
Product: anaphase-promoting complex subunit 11-like
Exons: 5
Coding region: 495-1004 (169 amino acids)
Biological process (GO): protein ubiquitination; anaphase-promoting complex-dependent catabolic process; positive regulation of mitotic metaphase/anaphase transition
Cellular component (GO): anaphase-promoting complex; nucleus
Molecular function (GO): zinc ion binding; cullin family protein binding; ubiquitin protein ligase activity
Source: RefSeq, a predicted model, not a curated record